UUGCAACUGAAUACUUUUAAUAUUUUUGUUUUAUUUUCUCUAUUUUCGCUUUAAGUAAAUUUAUACAGCAAGAUUUGUACAUUAAAUUGGCACGUGUUAAGUGGAUAUUUAACUGAAAAUGGCAGACUUUAUAGAUUCAGAAGCCGAGGAGUCUGAGGAAGAAGAGGAUCUGGACGUAAACGAAAAGAGAAGAAGUAAAAAUCUUAAAGCGAUGGCAGACAGUAGCGAGGAAGAUGAAGAAGAUGAUGAAGAACGUCUUCGUGAGGAACUGAAGGAUUUAAUAGACGAUAAUCCGAUCGAGGAGGAUGGAACCGAGGGAGAAGAUUCCGACACUUCGAAUGCCUCAAAAAAACGUAAAAAACACGACGAUGACGACUUAGAUGAUCGCUUAGAAGACGACGAUUACGAUUUGAUCGAAGAAAACCUGGGCGUUAAAGUAGAAAGGAGGAAACGUUUCAAACGAUUAAGGCGAAUACAAGAGGAAGAGAGCGAUGGAGAAGACGAUCACGUAGAUGAAGGCUUAGCUAGGGAAGCUAUCGCAGAGCAACUCUUUGAUGACGACGAGAAUGCGGAAGGACAAUCUGAAAAGAGCAAUAGAGAACCUGAACAUUUCGAAGAAGACGAGGAAGAAACUGACUCUGAUGCUGAUGACUUUAUUGUGGAUGACGAAGGGCGCCCUAUUGCUGAAAAGAAGAAAAAAAGAAAACCAAUAUUUACAGAUGCAUCACUUCAAGAAGGACAGGACAUUUUCGGUGUAGAUUUUGAUUAUGACGAUUUUUCCAAGUAUGAAGAAGACGAAUAUGAAGACGAUUCGGAAGGAGAAGAAUAUGAUGAAGAAGCAGGAGAAGAUGAGCGGGGUAGAGUGAAGAAAAAAUCUACUAAAAAGUUGCCGAAGAAAACUAUAUUUGACUUGUAUGAACCAAGCGAGUUAAAAAGAGGACACUUUACAGAUCUAGAUAAUGAAAUUCGGAAAACUGACAUUCCUGAGCGUAUGCAGUUAAGACAAAUUCCUGUUGUUCCUGUUCCUGAAGGCUCUCCAGAACUAGAUAACGAAGCAGAGUGGAUAUACAAGCAAGCAUUUUGUUUACCCACAGUUUCGCAACAUGAUAAUGAUGAUAAAAAUCGGGAAACCAACAGGAAACCACCAAGUACUGUGGGUAAGAUAAAGCAAGCCUUGGAAUUCAUAAGAAACCAACAAUUGGAGGUACCAUUUAUAUCAUUUUAUCGCAAGGAGUACGUCAAGCCUGAGUUGUCCACAGAUGACUUGUGGAAAGUGUAUUAUUUUGAUGAGCGUUGGUGUCAAUUGUUAAAUAGGAAAAAUAAAUUAUUAAUCUUAUUUGAAAAGAUGCGGAAUUACCAAAUUAAUGAAAUAAUGAAAAAAACCGAUUCAGAUUUACCGGAGGACAUUCGAGUUCUUAAAGAUGACGACUUUGAACGUCUUCGAGAUGUACAAACUAUGGAAGAGUUAAAAGACGUUCAUUUACAUUUCCUUUUGUACUAUUCCCAUGAAAUACCCAAAAUGCAGGAAGAGGAAAGAAAAAAGGAAAGAGAACUAAAAAAACAACGAAGAGUUGGAAAAAGGCGAGAAAACAAUGAAGACGCACAAGAAACUGAUCAUAUAUCCGAUGAAGAGGAUAAUGAAGAAUUAGAUAUGCAAGAACCAGAACAUUUAAAGCAGGCUAAGGACUCGGGACCGUAUUCUAUGUGUCGCAGAGCUGGGAUAUGUGGCUUUGCCAAACAUUUCGGACUGCAACCGGAACAGUUUGCUGAAAACAUUCGAGAUAGUUAUCAGCGUCAUGAAGUUGACCAAGAAGUAAUCAGCCCGUCAGAUCUAGCAAAACAAUACUUAUGUCCAAAAUUUAUGACCAUAGAUGAAGUUAUCCAUGCAGCUAAAUUUGUUGUUGCAAGACAAUUGUCAAAGGAACCUUUGCUUCGAAAAACAAUUCGCGAAGUUUAUUUUGAGCGGGCAAAAAUUAAUGUCCGGCCUACAAAGCAAGGAAUGAAAGAGAUAGAUGAAAAUCAUCCGUGCUAUCCUAUGAAAUACUUAAAAAAUAAACCAAUUCGAGAUUUGAUUGGGGAACAGUUUCUUAGACUUUUUAUGGCGGAGGAAGACAAUCUUUUAAUUCUAAACAUUGCUGAUGAAAUUGAAGGUAACACUUCAGGAUCUUAUAUAGACGAAGCAAAACAACUUUAUCAACGUGACGAAUUUUCUAAAACUGUUCAAGAAUGGAAUGCACUUCGCGGUGAAUGCGUUGAGUUAGCUCUUAAGAAAAUGGUGAUUCCUGACUUAAAAAAGGAAUUGAAGCGAAUCGUUCUUUCCGAGGCAAAAGAUUUUGUACUCAGAACUUGCUGUAAAAAAUUGUCGAACUGGUUAAAAGUUGCUCCUUUCAGACCCGAUUUUACAGAUGAGUAUACGUUCGAUGAUUGGGGGUCGGCAAAGGGUAUUCGCUCUCUAGGCCUUGCAUAUGUUCCCGAUUACUCACAGGCUGCUUUUUGCGCAAUUACAACACCAGAAGGUGAUGUAAGUGAUUAUUUACGAUUGCCACAUAUUUUAAAAAGGAAAUCGUCUUAUAGAUCUGAAGAGAAGGAAUUAAAAUUAUCUGAUUUAAAUAAUUUAAAAGAGUUUAUUAGAACUAAAAGGCCACAUGUGAUAGCGAUUGGAGGAGAAUCAAGAGAAGCGCAAAUGAUUCAAUCUGAUGUUCAAGAAAUAAUUAAGGAACUAAUGGAUGAGGAUCAAUUUCCAAAUAUUUCUGUAGAAAUAAUUGAUAAUGAACUAGCAAAAAUAUACGCGAACUCGCAAAAGGGAGCAUCUGAUUUUAAGGAGUAUCCAACAUUACUUAAGCAGGCCGUUUCACUAGCUCGCAAAAUACAGGAUCCUCUCUUAGAGUAUUCCCAACUCUGUGGUCCCGAUGAAGAAAUACUCUGCUUGCGUUAUCACUCAUUGCAAGAUCAGUUGUCAAAAGAGGAACUCCUGGAGCACCUUUAUAUAGAAUUCAUAAAUCAAACUAAUGAGGUAGGUGUGGACAUAAAUAUGGCUGUACAAAAUUCGUACACAUUAAAUAUGGUACAAUUCAUAUGUGGACUUGGUCCAAGAAAAGGGCUAGCCUUAAUAAAAAUUCUUAAACAGACAAAUCAAAGAUUGGAAAACAGAACUCAGUUAGUGACAUUAUGUCACCUAGGUCCCAAAGUAUUUAUAAACUGUUCUGGAUUUAUAAAAAUUGAUACAAGCUCGCUUGGUGAUAGUACAGAAGCAUAUGUGGAGGUUCUUGAUGGAUCUCGAGUACAUCCGGAAACAUAUGAAUGGGCUCGAAAAAUGGCAAUUGAUGCAAUGGAAUAUGACGACGAAGAAACCAAUCCCGCCGGCGCGUUAGAAGAAAUUUUAGAAAGCCCCGAAAGACUAAAAGAUCUUGAUCUUGAUGCAUUUGCUGUAGAGCUCGAACGACAAGGUUUCGGAAACAAGAGCAUAACACUAUAUGAUAUCAGAUCUGAGUUGAAUUCAUUGUACAAAGACUUCAGAAUUCCAUAUCGCUCAGCAAAUUCUGAAGAACUGUUCGAUAUGUUAACUAAAGAAACACCUGAAUCGUUUUAUGUUGGAAAAAUGGUGUUAGCCACGGUUGCAGGGAUUUCUCAUCGUAAGCCACAAGGAGAACAAUUAGACCAAGCAAAUCCGGUUCGAAAUGAUGAGACCGGUAAUUGGCAAUGUCCUUUUUGUUUAAAAGACGAUUUUCCAGAAUUAUCGGAAGUUUGGAAUCAUUUCGAUGCUGGUGCUUGUCCUGGCCAAGCUACCGGUGUCAAACUUCGUCUCGACAAUGGUCUGUCGGGUUUUAUACACAUUAAAAAUUUAUCCGAUAAACACGUUAAAAAUCCUGAAGAAAGAGUUCAGUCCGGUCAAGCAAUACAUGUAAGAAUUAUCAAAAUAGAUGUCGAUCGUUUUUCAGUUGAUUGUUCAUCAAAGAGUUCUGAUCUAAUGGACAAAAAUCACGAAUGGCGACCAAGGCGAGAUCCAUUUUAUGAUUAUGAGCAAGAAGAAGUAGACAACUCUAAAGAAAAAGAUCAGAAACAAGUUAGAACAAAACAACAAUAUGUAAAGCGGGUAAUUAUACAUCCUUCUUUUCAUAACAAAUCUUAUGCCGAAGUUGUAAAAAUAAUGGAAAAUAUGGAUCAGGGCGAAGUAAUUGUUCGACCAUCGAGUAAAGGUUCAGAUCACUUAACUGUAACGUGGAAAGUAACAAAUGAUAUUUAUCAGCACAUAGAUGUUCGCGAGGAAGGCAAAGAAAACGCCUUCAGUUUAGGCCAAAGUCUAUGGAUUGGAAACGAAGAGUUUGAAGAUUUGGAUGAAAUUAUAGCAAGACAUGUUAAUCCCAUGGCAGCUUGUGCUCGAGAACUACUCACUUAUAAGUACUAUCGUGAUACAGGAGGCGGACUUAAAGACAAGAUGGAAGAGUUAUUGAAAGAAGAAAAAACAAAAGACCCCAGAAAAAUACACUAUUUUAUUUCAGCAUCCACAAAUUAUCCUGGAAAAUUUUUGCUAUCAUACUUACCCAAAAACAAAAGCCGACAUGAAUACAUAACUGUAAUUCCAGAAGGGUUUCGUUUUAGAGGGCAAAUUUUUGAUUCACUAAAUGGCCUACUUAAAUGGUUUAAAGAUCAUUAUUCUGACCCUAUUGUGACAAACACUCCAGUGUCCACUUCCCAGCUUAACUCUUUAUCAAGAAUGAGCAACGCUGGGUAUGAUACGCCCAGAGUAACUGAUUCAAGAACUUCGCAACAAAUGUCUCAAAAUGUUUCCAUGCAUACACCACAUUUUUCAAGCACACCGGGUUAUCAUGGUGGAUAUGUUAACACACCAUACACUCCAAGUGGCCAAACUCCAUUUAUGACUCCUUAUACCACUCCCCACUCAUCUCAAACUCCUCGAUACGGCAGCAAUACACCUAGCCCAGGCUCUUCGACUUCACAUUUAACCUAUGGCAACCAAUCACACAAUGAUCGAAAUUCAAAAGACGCUAGGUAUGGAAAUCUACAACGAUUUGACAACAAAAAUCACAGAACACAGCGUACGAAUGAGAGCUUAGAAUGGCAAAUAGCUUCAGAUUCAUGGGCGAGGCGUAAACGAGUGAAUCCUGUGAUACCACAGAGUAGAGCAGAAUCUAUCAGACCCGCGAAUUUUUGUAUGCCGCCACCAAGCAUUGAUUACUCUCACCCAACGCCUCAGUACGUAGAAGAUAAUCGAGUCAGGCCUCCCCUAGACUAUCAAAGAAGUCCUCGGUCUAUUCGAAGUACUCCGCGUACGAAUACCUCACCACAUUCUAUGAAUUUAGGCGAUUCAACUCCUUUAUAUGAUGAAAACUAACUUGUAUCAAAUAAAGAAAUAUACAUUAAAAACGUG
Molecule: messenger RNA, 5389 nt
Organism: Musca domestica (house fly)
Lineage: Eukaryota; Metazoa; Arthropoda; Insecta; Diptera; Muscidae
Product: transcription elongation factor SPT6
Exons: 6
Coding region: 119-5353 (1744 amino acids)
Biological process (GO): positive regulation of transcription elongation by RNA polymerase II; transcription elongation-coupled chromatin remodeling; nucleosome organization
Cellular component (GO): transcription elongation factor complex
Molecular function (GO): histone binding; nucleosome binding; DNA binding
Source: RefSeq, a predicted model, not a curated record